AGUUCUGAACAUAUAGUACCGGUUUGACCUUUCUUCGUAACCUUCAAUUCAAGUCUCACUGCGAGCCGUGUAAUAUCUCUUCGGGUCACUCCUACGCUCAGUGUCUCGCGUGUUUCCUUAGAGACUUCCGAACAUUCCGGUGUUUCCUGAUUGAAGAUUAUUUUGUUAUUACAAAAUGUCGAAGGAAAGGGCUUCUAGACGAUUUUAUAGAGUUGACAGUUGUCAUGACUUUCUGGAAAUAAUGGAUCGUGGCCAAUCUGCUCAGCAAGAAAACAGGUGGAAUUUUGAAGUAGCAUGGGAAGUAGCCAACAAAGUCGGUGGUAUUUAUACUGUUAUAAGAUCAAAAGCUUAUGUAUCUACGGAGGAAAUGGGUGAACAAUAUUGUAUGAUUGGCCCAUACAAAGAAACAUGUGCAAGAACUGAAGUUGAGCAAGCUGAUUAUCCGCAGGAUACUCCAAUGUACAAGGCUGUACAAGUUAUGAGAGAUCAAGGAUUCAAGGUUGUAACAGGAACAUGGUUAGUGGAUGGAAAUCCUCAAGUUAUUCUGUUCGAUAUCGGAAGUGCGGCUUGGAAAUUGGACGAGUACAAGCAAGAAUUGUGGAAUUCUUGCAGUCUUGGUAUUCCACAUUUGGACAUUGAAGCUAACGACGCGAUUAUACUCGGCUACCUACUGUGCCAAUUCAUCACAGAAUUUCGAAAAGCAGCAGAAAGUUACUCAACGGCCCCACCUCGAGUUCUCGUUCAUUGUCACGAAUGGCAAGCAGGAGUUGGUUUAAUUGCCUUGCGAACAAGACACGUCGAUGUUGCGACUAUUUUCACAACCCACGCAACUCUUUUAGGAAGAUAUCUUUGUGCUGGAAAAACUGAUUUCUACAAUAAUCUGAGCUCGUUCAAUGUAGAUGAAGAAGCUGGGAAACGUCAAAUUUAUCACAGAUAUUGUAUGGAACGUGCGGCUACUCACCUCGCGCACGUAUUUACUACCGUCUCGGACAUUACUGGAUUCGAAGCUGAAAAUUUGCUCAAACGCAAGCCAGACGUAAUAACACCGAACGGUCUUAAUGUCAAGAAAUUUUCGGCACUCCACGAGUUUCAAAAUCUUCAUGCAGUUAGUAAAGAAAAGAUUCACGAAUUUGUUCGUGGACACUUUUACGGGCAUUACGACUUCGAUCUGGAAAAAACUCUGUAUUUCUUUACUGCUGGUCGUUACGAAUUCGGCAACAAAGGUGCCGACAUAUUCAUCGAGGCAUUGGCGCGUUUGAAUCAUCAAUUGAAAACUUCAAAGCCCGAUGUCACUGUUGUUGCAUUUCUUAUAUUCCCCGCUCGGACGAAUAACUUCAACGUCGAAUCUUUACGUGGUCAUGCUGUGACCAAAUCAUUACGAGACACCAUAAAUGAGAUUCAAAUAAAAAUGGGCAAACGCAUGUACGAGAUGUGCCUCUCGGGGAGAUUGCCUGAAGGUCAAGAUAUGUUACUAAAGGAAGAUAUUAUUAAAAUCAAAAGAUGUUUAUACGCUUUGCAACGAAAUGGCUUACCGCCGGUAACAACCCACAAUGUUGUUGACGAUUGGAACGAUCCGGUCUUGGCUGCUGUUCGAAGGUGCAACUUGUUCAACACGGUUCAUGACCGCGUGAAGAUUGUAUUUCAUCCGGAGUUCCUUUCUUCGACGAAUCCACUUUUUGGUCUGGAUUACGAGGAUUUUGUAAGAGGUUGUCACCUGGGUGUAUUUCCAUCGUAUUACGAGCCAUGGGGCUACACUCCGGCGGAAUGCACAGUGAUGGGAAUACCGAGCAUCACAACAAACUUAUCAGGCUUCGGUUGUUUCAUGGAGGAACACAUAGCUGACCCUAUGAGUUAUGGAAUCUACAUAGUCGACAGAAGACACAUCGGGAUUGAGGGUAGUGUUCAACAAUUGGCACAGUACAUGUUUGAUUUUGCACGCUUGAAUCGACGACAACGUAUUAUUCAAAGAAAUCGUACUGAGCGUCUGAGUGAUUUGCUCGAUUGGAGGAAUCUUGGAAUUUAUUAUCGUCAGGCUCGAAUAAAGGCGUUAACAGCAGUGUACCCGGAGUUGGCUGCGGAAAUGGGUGACGGUAGCUAUAAUCGAACGUUCAAUUAUCCACGACCACUGAGCGAACCUCCAUCCCCAUCUUCCUCUCGAAUAACAACACCUGCUGCAUCUGUCCACGGAUCCGACGACGAAGAAGAUGAAGUCGAUGAAGAAAAAGAGCUUGAAGAACUGAGGCAAGAGGACGGAAGAUAAAUAAGAAGAAGCUCUUAACUCGAAGCCUGGUUGUCCAAAAACACAGAGAAAUAAUCAGUAAUUGUGCACUUAAUCUUGAAACAGUGCCAAACCUCAGAGCAAUGGAGUCAAGUUCCAAAGUACCGUUUAGAAAAAUAGAUCGUCAAAAAAUUGUUUUUUUAUAGCGAAUCCAUAUUUUGUUUUUAUUUUAAUAUGAAGAAACGAUACUCAAAAGUUGUAAUCAUGUUUUCAAACAGUACCAUUAAUUGUACUGAAAUGAGUAAUAUUAUCGACCAAUUUUUUGAAAAUAUUUGUAUAGUAUUAUGUUAUUAAUUUUUUGUAGACAUUUAUCUAACUUUUACACUAGCCUUGUAUAACUCGAUUCUCAUUGUGCUCAUUCUCUAUUGAACGCUUACAAAUCAUGAAGGACGAGUGAUCAAUUGUAUACAUUCUGUGUGUGUAUCAGACUGCCGAUUGUUUUCCCCGAAGAGUAAUGAUUGUCUGAGUCAUUAAUUAAGAUUGUUACUGUAAAACGCAAUAAUUACAUACGACUGAUCUAACAUGAAACAAAGUAAAAAUGUGCAAUGUUUUAUUUUUUGAUGUAUAUGAAUAAUAAACCGCUACCGCGUCUGUUGAUAUAAAUAUAAAUAUAUAUGAAAUAAGAA
Messenger RNA from Venturia canescens, 2904 nucleotides. It is a transcript of the gene GlyS, whose product is annotated as glycogen [starch] synthase. The record is from RefSeq and is a predicted model, not a curated record. Gene Ontology annotation, cellular component: cytoplasm. NCBI's taxonomy places the organism in Eukaryota, Metazoa, Arthropoda, Insecta, Hymenoptera, Ichneumonidae. The coding region runs from base 176 to 2260 and encodes 694 amino acids. Gene Ontology annotation, biological process: glycogen biosynthetic process. The transcript has 12 exons. Gene Ontology annotation, molecular function: alpha-1,4-glucan glucosyltransferase (UDP-glucose donor) activity.